AUGAAUGAGCGAACAAAGGUGAGAGAGAAAGAAGAAAAGAUAUCAAGCUGGAGAAGACUCGAGGCUUGCUGGUUGGUCUUUGUAGAUGUGCCGUCGCUCUGCCAGCCAUCUUCUUUUGCGGGCAUCCCAGCCACGCCCAACCACCCGAAUUAUGCUAUUCGGCUGCAUCCUGGUCCCGCCCCAGGCCAGGGAGCUCUCUUGAUUUCGUGGCUUUCUUUGCAGAGGGUCAGUUUGGAAGACGGUAGGUGUUCCAGACGCCUGAACUGCGUCCGCAGGGCCGCGAAGACGCUCGUCGCUGUUGGUGGUUGCAGCGGUCGUCAUAGGCAUUAUUCUCAGCAUAGUUAUCAGCCGCUCAACAUCCCGGCCAGCGACAGCGAUGCCGUGUCCUGGGCUGUUCUUUUCGGCCCAUCACAGCCUCAGACCGACUCUUUGCUGCUUCAGCUCGGCUGCUUACUUGCGAUCAUCGCCGCUGAUGAUGCUGUUUAUCUAUUUUCAUCUCGUCGUCGUUCUCUAUGCGUCGUUGCCGACUGA
Molecule: messenger RNA, 531 nt
Organism: Trichophyton verrucosum HKI 0517
Lineage: Eukaryota; Fungi; Ascomycota; Eurotiomycetes; Onygenales; Arthrodermataceae
Exons: 1
Coding region: 1-531 (176 amino acids)
Source: RefSeq, a predicted model, not a curated record